Molecule: messenger RNA, 1675 nt
Organism: Halichondria panicea
Lineage: Eukaryota; Metazoa; Porifera; Demospongiae; Suberitida; Halichondriidae
Product: COP9 signalosome complex subunit 1-like
Exons: 13
Coding region: 135-1559 (474 amino acids)
Cellular component (GO): COP9 signalosome
Molecular function (GO): protein binding
Source: RefSeq, a predicted model, not a curated record
UAAAAAAAUAGAAACUGGCUAACUUCGAAUACAAGCCGCGACAGUGGCACUAUUGUAGUCACGUGCCCGGGUACGGGUAAAGAAGAACUGUUUUUCCAGCUCCUCUUUAGACAGUUACCUAGUAUUUACACAGUAUGCCUGUCCCAAAGCAGUACCAGCAGAUGGACAGUGUGGAACCGAUGCAGGUGGAUGAAGAUGGGACUCUCUCUCAAAGCAAUGACUUCAUCAUAGACAAUCCGAACUUCGACCUCGACCAGUACGCCAACAGCUUUCAAGGCCUGGCUAAAAUACGAAGGCUGAUGUUCAUCGCUAAGCACUGUCCAACACUGCGUGCAGACGCACUCAGACUGAGUCUACAGACUGUGGAGGGAACUCACAACACUCCUCUAUUCAGUGAGCUAAGGCAGAGAGUACAACAGGCUACAGGUGACCCCAAGUAUUCCCCUGACGCUGAGGACGCUGUGACCUUUGUCACUACCACCAACAGGAAGGCAGCCAUCUUGCUUGAGCGAUUGGACUCUGACCUGAAGAACUACCGCAGCAAUUCAAUCAAGGAGAGCAUCCGGAGAGGGUUUGACUCUUUGGGGGACCACUAUGUUGACUGUGGAGAGCUAAAUCAAGCUUUGAAGAUGUACAUGCGUGCCAGGGACCACUGUACCAGCUCCAAACACAUUGUUCAACUUUGUCUGAACGUCAUUAAGGUGAGCGUGUUGCUUGGCAACUGGCAGCAGGUGCUCAACUACUACAGUAAGGCUGAUGCAAGCAUGGAACCUAUUGAUCUGAGUAAAGGCCCCCAUUCUGGAGUGACUGGUGCUCAGGAGACUGCCUGUAGACUGCUCUGUGCCGCUGGGCUCGCUGAAAUGCAAAACAGAAAGUACAAGAAUUCAGCUAGGCUUUUCUGUGCAGCCAUUAUCGAGCACUGCAACUUCCCAGAUCUUUUGUCCCCCUACUGUGUGGCAGUGUAUGGUGGACUCUGUGCAUUGGCUUCCUUUGAUCGCCAGGAUCUCUAUACUAAAGUUCUGACUAGCAGCACUUUCAAGCAGUAUUUGGAACUGGAGCCACAACUUCGUGAUGUGAUCCUCAACUUCUACCACUCUCGCUACACUUCCUGCCUGCGUACCCUGGACGAGAUGAGGUCCAGCUUCAUGCUCGACAUGUACCUUGUACCACACAUGGACAUGCUCUACACGAUGAUAAGGAACAGGGCUCUUAUACAGUACUUUAGUCCCUACUUGAGUGUGGAUCUUCAUAAAAUGGCGUCUGCCUUCAACACGAGUGUACCUUACUUGGAGGAUGAACUCACACAGCUGAUUCUAGAUGGCCAGAUCUCUGCUCGGAUAGACUCCCAUGCCAAGAUAAUGUAUGCUCGGAACGUGGACCAUCGAAGUGCUGUAUUCCAGAAGGUGCUGGAAGUUGGAGAGGCCUACCAACUGAGAACUAAGGCACUGCUAAUUCGAUCACUACUACAGAAGCACAACAUCUGUGUGACGCAUUCAAGUGACUCCAAGAAUGGGGACAAUGAGGUCGUGUCAGAGUCCACCAAAAGAGUCAAACAAUGACAACCUUUAUAGUGACCCUGAUUUUUCAAGUGUUUUGUUUAACUGUGUUUACAUCAUUACUCCCAAUAAAGGCUUAAUAAUUAUUGUGCACAUUAAGAAAAUAUUUAUCCUUGUUG